CUACAUAUACCAGGAUACAACGCAGUCACACGAUUCGAAAAAUUCAUGGAUCUUGCGGUAUGACGAAUUUCCACUGGCGUCCUUUCGUUUUUUAUUGAGGAGAAAAUAUUUGCGUCGAAGCUAUGAGAUCAAGUGGUGCAGCCGUUUUCACAAGACAUAAUCCGUUUCCACCGGAUCCUCCAUUGUCCAAGAGCCACUACAGUCCAUCUAGAUCCAGAAAAAUCCCAAAGCAACAAAAACGACUGGCCUUGAGUCCAGUCCGAUUCGCUGAACCACCAACUCGUCCAGAUCCUCCUCAGACAGCAUCUUUAAGAAAGGAGGAGCAGAUCUUCCAUGAAAGAUCACAUAGUGUGGUGCUUUGUCCUCCUUCAUCUACUGAAUGCCAGCUAAGCUUCUCAGAGUCUUGGCCUUCCACUGACCUCAGUUGCUCUGCUGACAACACUAACAUUUCUCCCUGCUCUGAAGCUCAAACAAAAGCCAUGAGAAACAUGGUUGCACCGGAGACAAAUGGGUCAAAGGAACCAUCAGUUCUUGCAAAGUACAUUGAACGCUUUCGUUUCGGAAAGCCACAGAGUCGAGAGGAGAGGCAGCACCAGACGUCUGAUGGAGGAGUAGAUCAGCCAUUUUGGUGGAUGUCCACAUCUCCUCCAUCCAGUUCAACACCAACACAAUUUUCAGAGAAGCAUAUCAGAGAAGCACUUGACCUCAUCAAUGAUGAUCCUGAAAUCAGCCAGAGUCCAAUUUCAAAGCCUCGACUUGAUGAAACUUCAAUGUCUCCAACUAGGCACAUGCUCAACCUCAGCCUACUGACUGAAUUAUGUGGAUCGUCGCACUGUGAUCAAGAAGAACCAGAGAUACAGCAGCUACAGGAGCGAGCCAGCCGUUUACUGCAGAAGAGUGAGCACUCUCUCAGCAGUGUCUCUGUGCCUAUCAGCUCUGAGGGUCUGGGCUGCUCUGAUUUCUCCUCUCCCGUCAGCAUUGAUGAGCCACUCCGAAGACCAGUCCUGUCCACCGUAGUGCCCUCAAACCAACUUGUUUUAAAGGCCAGUUUGUGUGAAGGGAUUUCUAUUCCUCCAGCAAUGGGUUCUGAAGGUUCUGGUAUCCACCGUGAAGAUGACAUCCUGUUUCAGUGGCGUUUGAGGAGGAAGAUGGAACAGGCUAGACAACGGUGUCAGGAGGCCCCUUUUCACAAUUCUGUUCUCCAUUUACCUCUAUCACACACUGCAGGACCAAAAAAGAAGCAAAGCACAUUAAACAGCUCGCCUCAUCAGACGGCAAACCUCUCCUUCACACCGGUCACCUUCGUUAGCCUAGAUCCUCCAGUCCUUGAAUCUACUCUCCCCAUUUCAAGCCCCAGCAUCUCCAGACUCCAGCCUGAUGUCAUUCGAGAACGACCAGACCUCGAUGUCCAUCCCAAAACCCUUCGCCAGCGCUCCAGUAGAACUGUCACAAACAAUCCGGAAGCUCCUUCUUCUCAAUCACACCAGCAUCAACAACACCGCAAACAUAUCAGACCACAAACCAACUUCCCAGAAAGCACAGCUGAGCAGCUCAGGCCACAGAUAUCCUCCUCUGCUUCUCCACAAACAUCUGACAGCACAGAGGAGCCGUGGCCAAACCUGAAGGAGAAGAACGAGACUGUAGGCAAAAGAAAGACUGAACAUGAGAGACGAGAGAAGAAGAAGAAUGCCCCUUCAAGCCAAAAGAAGAAAUCAGAACGUCAUGGUAGUGAUCCAGGCAGAAGCCCAGUGAGAGUCAGACAUUCCAGGAGUCAUGAAGGGGUCACUCGCAAUGCAGAGAAGCCAAGUGGAAAAAGCAGGUGGCAGGAAGAGUGUCAAAGUUCAGCACGAGGAGGGCACUCUGGAAACCGAGCACCGCCACCCUCACCUAUACACAACGCUCUGGGACAGGCGGUCUCUGAGGUUCUGUUUGCCAGUUCAGAUUCUCCAACACAAUGCAAGACUCCAAGUUCUUCAGAUUCUCAAGCAUACACACCACCUCCACCCCCACAAUCCCCAGCAGUCUCUUGUUCCGGUGUGCAGCAAUCCGUGCAGGUCAUAGAUCAACUCAUGCAGGAGGCAGAAGACUCUGAUGGGGAGGAAUUUGAAGACGAUCCAUUAUUACAAGUACUCAGGCAACAGAGAAAAUGGGUAAAGGAACAACUGUGUGAGGUGGACCUGAUGCUCCAGCAGCUCUGAGGAACACAAUUACUGUCACAAAGAUGCGAUAAUACCUUUCAAACAUGAUAUCAUGUUUAUUUUUGCUACUAUUUAUUAAUGCUAUUUUAUAUUUUAGAUUUAACCGUGAUUGAAUGUAUUUCUAAAUAAAGACCUCUGCAAAUAAGAUUCCACAUUAGAUUUAUUGACAUUCAAACUGUACAUCACACCAAUACUAUAUAAAGGAAAUGACAUUUACUUUCAUUUUUAAAAAUAUGUACAAUCCCGACGUAACCCAACAAGAUAAACCGAACAAUCUGUGCAAGAAACUGACACAAAAUAAUAUCAAUCGUCAUACAUUCCCAUCAUAAAUUCAAUCUGACUGUGAGUUUGUGUGACUGUGGAUCAGAAGACCUGUUAAUGCUAAGCUUUGCUUGCUAAACCAACUGCAAGGGUGAAGAAAAUGUGACUCAAUGUUGCUGGCUUGGAAUCAAGUAUGGAACCAGCAGUUAAUGUGAGUGGUUCAUCCACAAGAGGGAGUGAGAGGAGAAGUCUGCUUUGGUCUUUGCUAUUGCAUAAUGUGAAAACCAACAAGAGCUUUAAGUGCCUUGCAUUUAGCGUUAAGAGCUAAAACUGUGAAUGAAGGCAAAAAAUAUGUGUGUGUGUGUUGGUUUUGGUGGUUUAUGAGGACACAAAUACACAAUGGCAUGGCUAUGAGCUAAGUAUUACAAUGUUAAGGGGGGUUAUGAGGACAUGCAUUGUGUCCUUGUAAUUCAAAACUGUUAAUCAUAAUUAAUGGGGUCUUUUCACAUUCCAAAUUUCCAAUGAGGUUGGGUUUAGAGGUAGAGGUGGGGUCAGGUCUUAUAAUAAGUGGU
Messenger RNA from Danio aesculapii, 3031 nucleotides. It is a transcript of the gene proser3, whose product is annotated as proline and serine rich 3. The record is from RefSeq and is a predicted model, not a curated record. Lineage: Eukaryota; Metazoa; Chordata; Actinopteri; Cypriniformes; Danionidae. The transcript is spliced from 14 exons. Bases 123 to 2198 code for a protein of 691 amino acids.